Messenger RNA from Pelmatolapia mariae (spotted tilapia), 2847 nucleotides. RefSeq names its product ACD shelterin complex subunit and telomerase recruitment factor (gene acd). The record is from RefSeq and is a predicted model, not a curated record. Gene Ontology annotation, cellular component: shelterin complex; chromosome, telomeric region; telomerase holoenzyme complex. Gene Ontology annotation, biological process: telomere capping; telomere maintenance via telomerase; negative regulation of telomere maintenance via telomerase. Lineage: Eukaryota; Metazoa; Chordata; Actinopteri; Cichliformes; Cichlidae. The transcript has a single exon. Bases 223 to 1890 code for a protein of 555 amino acids. Gene Ontology annotation, molecular function: telomeric repeat DNA binding.
CAGACAAGCGCAGAGCGGGAGUGCUCUUAGGUUACAGCGCUGAUCAUGUAUUUAAGCUAAGCGAGUGUCCAGCUAACGUGGCUAAAAUAUAUAUGGCGACACUACGAGUGUGUGGAUUUCACCGAGUCCCUGCUAAAGUUGUCACUACAGUGAGGAUGUGGUGGGAGUGUUCUUCUGACUGAGUCUCGUAACUGUUCUGCGGUACGGUUUAAAACUCCGGACAUGCCUCGACUUCCGCGGAACAGACUGUCUCCGUGGAUAGAGCGGCUCAUCUUGAGCUACGGCAGCCAGGAGCAGGAGGAGGUGGGCAGCAGGUUGAAGGCUCAUGUCAUCGGUGUGGGUCAGAUGUCCCAGUCCCAGGCGGGGAACACCGAGGGCCCCACCGGGUUGCUCUUUCUGUCUGAUGGGGUACUCCAGAUUCCAGCCGUCCUCACGGCGUCAGCCUGGGAGCAUCUGCAGGAGCAGGAGGACCGUGAGUGCUUCAGCAGCCUGCUCAACAGCACGGUUUGCAUCCAGGACUACCGGCUGCAGUUCCACAUGGCCUCGGAACAGACUAAAUGCAGGUUCUUCUUAUCAGUCGGAGAACUAGCUACAACCGCAGCAGGUCCAGUUAAAGACAACACCCCCUGCUGCACCACCCUGCCCUCUGUCAGGAUGAAGAUCUGUAACACGUGGAGAGCUCUGCUGGGUCAGGAGGACUCUCAGAAGAGCCAGUGUGAAUUUGACCUAUCCGAGCUGCUGGGAGAGUGGCAGCACGACUGUCUGCAGGCUGUGCUGGAGGACGUCAGGGAGAAGCUGACAAGGGGAUGCGCCGCGAGCCUGCAGCCCUCCACCUCCACCUGUCACUCCACGCAGACCUGCUCUAGCACACGCUGGGAUGUGGACAGGAUCAGAUAUAAGGGAGAGAAGUGUUUCAGUGUCCCUGUGAAAUAUCUCCUUAUCCCAGAGGAAGACUCUCAGCAGGUCCAGACUCUAAAAAAUGCUGAAAGCAGCACAGAGAGGAUGGAGAAGGAGAAUAUACCGCAAGUCUGCAACCCUCCAGAGACCACGCAGCCCUCUGUUGAUGAUGCACACUGGCAGAUAGUUCAGCCAGCAGCUGUACAAGGACUUUGUGCAUCCAGUGACAGCUCAUCUCUUCCAAUGGAGGACAGCCUGCUCCACGAGGAUGUGAUCACAGGUGGGACUGACGAGCCUUUGCCCAACCCGUGGAACAUAUUUUCUCCUCCUUGUAUCUCCCCAUCUUCCUCUGAUGCAUCUCCAGAAGCUACACCAAGCAUCUCACCGCACCCAGCCUCUGCUGCAGAAUCCAAGCCUGAUCCCGCCACCAGCACGCAGCUUCCUGUCCACCUGGUGGAGUCCAGCUACUUCCCACCCUACCAGAAACAGCUGACUGCCCUCCCCACCACUGCCACUUCCUCGUGUUCAGCUUCAGGCUCCAUGAUUGCUCCAGAAAUGGAAAAACAUCGCACCUGGACAGCACAGCAGAGCCUCCCACCUGUGGACCAAGAAAGGGAGGAGACAACUUUGACAAGACACGGAAAAGUUAAGAGAAAGCAAAGCGAGUCCACACCAGAAGCCCUCGACACCUCCACCUUGGCGGAGGACAAGGAGGCAGAGCUGAGCAGCAGUCCUCCAUCGUGGCUCUUUGACACUCCGGUAAGAGGCUCCAGUGCCGAAGACGGCAGCAGUCCUAAACAGGCUUCAGGGAGUGUCCCGAGAAAAAUUCCAAAGGUUCAUCGCGACGGCAGGCCGUUCUCUUACUCGUACCGUGUGUGUGGACAGAAUCUGCAGGACUUCAGUCGCUUCAGAAUGACUGAAUCUCUGCUGCACUGGGCUGUGAAGUAUCUCGUGACUCCAAAGCAGACAGACAAUCCUGCAAACGUAGCGUGAGUGGGCCUAGUUUACCUCUCGUCUGUCUUUAGUUCUGUUCUGGUAUUGCUUCAGUUUGUCGGUUAUGAUGGUGUCCUCAGAUCGCUCUGAUGGCCAUUUCUGUUUGGGAUGGUUUGGUUUAUCAAACGAAGGUCCACAUCAGCUGAUGACGGAAUUUACAGCUGUUAUUUAUUUAGCUUUUAUGAAGAUUUCCUCAUUUUCCAAGAACAAAAUAAAAACAUUAAAGUGCUGGCGUUUCAGUCAGAGCUUCCUAAUUUAAUGAGAAACUGAUCUGAUUUUGGUUUUUUUGAGCAUAUAAGACAUCACCUUGGCUUGUAGGAAGUUAAAACUUAAUUUGAUUUAUUUUUUUCCUGAUAUUUUGUUUAAAAAUUUGCAAGCAGAAGAGGUUUGCAUUUCACAAAAGCACAUGACAGCAACGCCAAAGACACUGCACCGAAAUAAUGUUUUGCACACACGGUCAAUGUUUGUUUUACAAUUUUUGGUGAGCUCUACACAAAUAACAAUGUUAAAUCACCAAUAAAUACAAUUACUGACCAAAAUAAAGCCAAACGGCAGUUUUCGUCACACACUGUGAAACCAUGCUUUUGUUUCAUGCUGUGUGACGCUGUCACGGAUUAAAAAUGAAUAUUUUCUCAGCCUCUAGAUGCUAAAAUGUCCAAAUAAAACACGUUUGGAGUCUUUUUUUCAAUCAUUUGCUGUUAAAUGUUCUGUAAGUGCAGAGGUUGUGGCUUGCUCUCUUUUGUGAUUUCAGACCUUUCCUGUCUGUGAUUAAUGGAAAUGUCACACGCUGCAAUAUUCAGCUGACAUUAGUUUGAUGUCAGAAGUCAUCAGCAGCUGUUUGAUUAUCCAUGAAAGCAAAAAUGUAAAAUAUUUGAUUGUUCCACAUUUUGAUAAAUGAAUAUUUGUGACAGUUGAGUAAAAAUCUGCGUUUUAAACUCCCCCCCCCCCAGUUUUCUG